AUGUGCAAGUUCACCAACCGGCUGUUUGUCUUUGCCCUGCUGCUUUUGGCAUUUGGAAAAAGUCUAGCCCAUCCCGUUGGCGGAAAGAUAAGGCCAGGGAAUUCGAGGAACGUGGUUAGCGACCUGCUGGAGGUCUUAUAUGAUGACUAUUCCGAGAACGGUUUCCAGCGGGAGGACAUUCUCUACGACCAAAGGCAAAAGGGCGCCGAAAACUUUCAGCUAAAACUUGAUGGGGUCGUUAUCGGGCUGGCCCCUCAAAUGGGUUCCAAUUGGCUUUACACGAUGGCCGAAUAUUAUCUAAGUGAAAUGAUGAUGCGCCAAUCUACUCCAGAACCAGAAUCGAAUCAAAUGUUCGAAAAAGAUCCCGUCACAGAUACGGAACCUGCGGCCCCCGAAGGCGUUACUAAAAUUCCAGAGCAGUCUAAAAACGAUUUGGAAAGCAGACAACAACAAAUUAUAGCUCCACAAAACGCCAGCCGGACUCCAACUCAACUGCUCCAGCUAUUGAAGAUGCUUAAGACUUCUAAGGCCUAA
Drosophila subpulchrella is the source of this 534-nucleotide messenger RNA. RefSeq lists its product as uncharacterized. The coding region runs from base 1 to 534 and encodes 177 amino acids. The transcript has 3 exons. Lineage: Eukaryota; Metazoa; Arthropoda; Insecta; Diptera; Drosophilidae. The record is from RefSeq and is a predicted model, not a curated record.